This is a messenger RNA of Adineta ricciae, 489 nucleotides long. The record is from the annotation of a GenBank genome assembly. Lineage: Eukaryota; Metazoa; Rotifera; Eurotatoria; Adinetida; Adinetidae.
AUGUCAAAACCGGUAGCCGGAAACGGUUACCGUAUUUCUCGGGCCGGUUCCGCUCAAACAUGGCGAGUUUCCUCAGGAAUUUUGUCGGAAAUUCAUGAAAUCCUGCUUCAGGAACCAUCGGCAGCGAAUUCUCGUCAACACCAUAUUCUCGCUGUGACAAGAAAUCUUCGUAGAAACUACUCAGAUCAAUCACAAGUUUCAAUAAAUGUAAUUGAGCAGCUAAAUCAGUGGCUCCACCAUGUCAAUAAUCAACUCGAAAUUGAACAUUUUUACCAAGUACACUUGGCCAUUGAUGAUAUCAUUACAAAAGUGGAAGCAGUAGAGCAAAUAAAUCGAGUUUCAUAUGGAAACCAUUCUCUUGCUUACUUUUGUCCGUACGGAGAAAAGAAGACGACAUUUCCAAAAUUUGACAUUCGGAUACGAUCGGAAACGAACGGAUUUGGCCCGAGAAAGUCCGGCCUGGAAUUCUGGGUCACGAAAUCGCCGUAA